AUGCAUCUCAACUUCCUCUUCAUCCUCUUCGCGGCCACAGCCCUAAAGGCCACCGCGCACCCCGGCCCGCACGAGCCACUCCCUCCGGCAGCCCUCCACCGCCGCACCGAGCUCCUCAAGCGCUGCCCCGGCCACGCCGCCACGUUCAACAAGCGGCGCAUGGCUGCGCGCGACGCUCUCACCAAGCGCUGGGCGGACGGCCACAACCACAACGCCACCGUUGAAAUCCACACCGAAGCCCCCUUCUACGAGACCAUCCAGAACGAGACCUGCGUGCUGACCCCAGAGGUUACGCGGGGCCCCUACGUGUGGCCGCGCUCGCAGACCCUGCGCCAGGACAUGACAGAAAACCAAGCCGGCGUGCCACUGUGGCUCGACGUCGGCGUGCUGGACAUGGCCACGUGCGCGCCGCUGCCCAACGCGCUCGUGGACUUCUGGCACUGCAACGCGACGGGCUCGUACUCGAGCUUCACGGGCCUAUCACCCAACACCCCCUUUGAGGAGCUGUUGAGCGACCUCAACAUCACGGACUAUGAGCUGGGGACGACGGAUCUACAUACCGAUGAGACCACGUGGUUGCGGGGGAUGUGGCCAACCGAUGAGUCGGGGGUCAUGGAAAUGAAAACGAUUUUUCCGGGCUUCUACGUCCAACGGGCAAUCCACAUCCAUGUUCAGGUACACACGGAUUGGACGCUCCGCGCGAACGGGACGAUCACGUCCAGCCACACGGUGAGCACGGGCCAGAUCUACUUUGCUGAGGAGCUGGAGCGCGAGAUCAUGGCGCUUGAGCCGUACGUCUCGCAUACCCAGAUCAAUCGCACUACCAACGUAGAGGACUCCAUUUUCUCGCAGGAUACGGAGGGCGGGUAUAACCCGGUGAUCUCCGUGGUGCCGGCUGACGGCAAGGAUGUGAGGAAUGGGAUGAUCGGAUAUAUUACCAUCGGGGUUGAUACUUCGUCGAUUGAGCGGUUUAGCAAAGGGGAUGUGGAUUACGGGUUGUAG
Messenger RNA from Aspergillus uvarum CBS 121591, 1002 nucleotides. RefSeq names its product intradiol ring-cleavage dioxygenase. Gene Ontology annotation, molecular function: oxidoreductase activity, acting on single donors with incorporation of molecular oxygen, incorporation of two atoms of oxygen; ferric iron binding. Lineage: Eukaryota; Fungi; Ascomycota; Eurotiomycetes; Eurotiales; Aspergillaceae. The transcript has 2 exons. The coding region runs from base 1 to 1002 and encodes 333 amino acids. The record is from RefSeq and is a predicted model, not a curated record.